Messenger RNA from Vairimorpha ceranae, 897 nucleotides. RefSeq lists its product as hypothetical. The record is from RefSeq and is a predicted model, not a curated record. Lineage: Eukaryota; Fungi; Microsporidia; Nosematidae. The transcript has a single exon. Bases 1 to 897 code for a protein of 298 amino acids.
AUGCAAUACUUAUUGAUACUUUUAUCCCAAAUUGUAUGUACCAAUGAAAAAGUUGAUGAACGAGCAUCAAGAAGUUGUGGAGGCAAUGUUAAUCCAGUAAUCGACCCAUUAAUGAAUUCUAGUGAUAAGGAUUCAGAACAAUCGCAUUUGUAUAUUAUGAACGGGUUAGUGGCAUUAUUACAACAACAAGAAUUGAGAAUGAAAAAAAAGGAUUUGGAGAUUAAAGAGCUUAAAAGAUCUAAUGAAGACAAACAGGAUCGCAUAAAUACGUAUAAAAUUAUGUUUGAGCAAAAUACAGGACUUGAAAACGAACUUAAAAAAAGGAAGGAAAUCCUAUCUGAAAAAGACUUUGAAGAAUACAAAUCUAUUUGGUAUGAUGCGCUUAGAGCUAGAGAUAAUUGUAUUGAACAACUUUUAAAUAAAAGCGAAAAGGGAAAAAAGAGCAAACUUGAAUUACUUAAGGGAUGUGAAAAUUUGUUUAAACAUUUACGAAAUAAAUUUGAAAAUGAUUCUAGUGGGCACGAGCAAGACGAUAAAACAGCGAGCUCAUUAAACGAUUUGUCAGAUGUUAAUUGCAGCAAAUCGCAUUCUGGUCCAGAUAGUUCGCAAAGUAUGGAAACUAGUGAAAAUCAAGGAAAUACAUUUGUAUCUGAAUUAAGGGCAAUGAUUAAAGAGUCUUUCAACAAUUCUGUGGAAGAGUCAAAUCUGAAGGUAGAUUCUGAUGAAUUUUUUAGCCUUGAUACUUUGUACAAGGCUUUAAAAAAAAUUCAAAUUGAAAAAUCAUUGAAAUGUAGUAAAUUGCUACAUAGUCGUCGCCGUAGUAAUCAAACAGACGGAAAUUUUGAAGAAGAAAAUGAAGGAAGCUCGGCUUCAAAAAAAGCAAAGAACAGCCAUUAA